Molecule: messenger RNA, 663 nt
Organism: Pyricularia grisea
Lineage: Eukaryota; Fungi; Ascomycota; Sordariomycetes; Magnaporthales; Pyriculariaceae
Exons: 3
Coding region: 1-663 (220 amino acids)
Source: RefSeq, a predicted model, not a curated record
AUGGCUGCCAACUAUGAGAACUCGGCUCAGCCUGUUAAUGGCGUCAACUAUCAGCCUCAGGUUCCCGACACGACCUUCGGACCCAUGAUUCACACCUACAGACCGCGAUUUGACCAUAUCGGCUUGGGAGCGUUCCCCAUGGUCCCAGGACUUGCUGCUCAGUCUGGUUUCACCGGCAACCCGAUGGCAAUGCAAGGUCCAAUCGGCCUUCCAGCAACUGGCACUCCUCUCUUUAUGCAACCCGCUGGUCACCCGCCAAUGCUUCUGCCUGCAGCCAAUGGCAUGUCCUUCUCGCAGCCUGCUAUGGCCAUGAGCGCUGGCGUAGGAUGCAUGUCCGCCCCUCCUGGAACCCUGUUGCCCACGGCUACGCCCGGAAUGUUUGUGCAAGGUAAUGGCGGCGUCCACCCUGAGCCGGCGUGCGGCAUUGGUCGUACGGGCGCAGAGUAUACCGCUGAGCAAAUGGACAUGGCUUAUGCAAACAAGUCCUUUGAACCACAGGAUUUCAAGCCGGCUGACGACACGCCGUCGCGCAUGUACAUGUGCCGUGAGCUUGACGGAGUCUGGACCAUGCGCAGCCGCUUUUCAAUUGAUCGUAUGGCCAAGGAGUGGAGAUGGCAUAUGGCCCCCGAGGGCUAUUUCUACGCCGUCCGUCUCCCGAACUGA